AAAGUCAGACAGAGGUUUUAUUAUCCGAAACCAGUUGUUAUAUUAUCACUCAACCUUUACGAAUUUCCCUUUAGGCAAGUCACGUGACACUGAAAAGGCGGGUAACCACGCUUUUGGAAGCCAUUGUUACUGUCCACCGAGGAAAGCCGGUUCUGCAAGACCCAUAGAAGAAAAAGUGAAAUGGCGACUUUGACACCAACGAAAUCGAGAAGAUCGACACGGUCCGAGGAGGAAACACCCUCGACUAGUGGGUAUACAUCCCCAGGGCGGCGCUCUAGAGCGGCAUCCCCCGCCCGCAUCACCAGACAGGAGGAGAAAACCCAGUUACAGAAUCUAAAUGAUCGGCUGGCAGCAUACAUCGAUAGGAUCCGUAAUUUAGAAACAGAAAACAGUCGACUACUGGUACAGGUCAGAUCUACAGAGGAAACGGUGUCUCGCGAGGUGUCUAGUGUCAAGUCUAUGUAUGAAAAUGAGUUGGAGGAUGCUCGCCGUGUCUUGGACGAUACAGCCAAAGAAAAGGCUCGAUUGCAAAUUGAGAACGGAAAGUACAAAGCAGACGCCGAUGAGUGGAAGGGAAAAUUCAAUAAGAGAGACCGAGAGGCUAGAGAUGCUGAAAACAAUGCCCAGAAACUACAGAAAGAGAACAAUGACCUGCAGGCCAGAACCAGCGAUGCAGAGGCAGCCAGGAAGGCGCUGGAUACAGAAGUCAAUAAAUUAAAGGGAGAGAUUGCCAAUCUUGAGAGGCAGCUUACACAUGCCAAGAAGCAGCUUGAGGAUGAGACACUUCUACGAGUGGACCUACAAAACAGGCUUCAGAGCACUAAAGAAGACCUGCAGUUCAAAACUCAGAUGUUUGAACAGCAACUGAAUGAAAGAGCAGUGAAAACAACAACAGAAUAUGAUGAUGUUGAUUCUGCUAUUAGAGAUGAGUAUGAGGGUAAGAUGCUGGAAGCUCUACAGGAAAUGAGAGACAAGCAUGAUCAUCAGCUCAGGGAAGUUAGAGAGGAAGUGGAAAUUAUUUACGGAAGACAGAUGGACAAUCUGAAGAGUGCAUUGGACAGAAGUGUGGGACCAUCUUCCUCAACAGAUGAGAUAAAGAUCACCAGGAAGAGAGUAGAUGAGUUAUCCUCAGAAGUCACAAAGUUGAGAAAAGAGAAUGCAGCAUUGGAGGCACAAGUGUCGGGUCUGCAGUCUCAACUGGUCCGUGAACAGCAGGAGUCUGAGGAGCGACUGACUCUAAAAGACCAGGAGAUUUCAGAUCUCCGAGUCACCGUAGAGGAACAGAGUCAAGAAUAUGCAGAUAUUCUAGAGGUCAAGAUUAAACUGGAUAAUGAGAUUGCCACUUACCGAAAACUGUUGGAAAGUGAAGAGGAAAGAUUGAACUUGUCACAAUCUUCUUCCCCAGGAUCUACAUCAGGCAGCAAGAGGGGGCAUAAAAGAAAAAGAGUUGCCUUAUCAGAGGCAGUCCAGGAGUUUGAAUCUCAUUCUGCCUCGGGGUUUUCUGCACAGUCCUCAGCAAGUGGCAGUGUGAACAUUGAAGAGAUCGACUCAGAUGGGAAGUUCAUUCGACUUCAAAACACUUCAGGAGAGGAUGUUGCUGUAGGAACAUGGCAGUUAAAAUUACGCCAUUCAGAAGAUGAGGAUGCAGAGAGCAAAGCACACUACAAAUUCCACCGUUCUCUCCUCAUGAAAGCAGGACAGACCUGUACUAUUUGGAGUUCUGGCUCUGGACAGACACAUAGCCCACCCAAUGACCUUGUGAUGAAAAGUUCAAAGUGGAUUCCUAACAAAGAAGUCAUGGUGUGUGUUUUAGUGAACUCGGAUGGAGAGGAAGUUGCCAGGAGAACCAUGACGAAGAGAAUUCAGAGGAUAACAACCUCUACUUACCGACCACUGUCAGGGUCCGAGGCUGCUGGCUCAGGGAGGGCAGGCUCAGAUAGAUGUUCAGUAAUGUGAGACAUUGAAUUGGGACUAGGAUCACUGUGGAUGAUGAUAAAUGCAGCAGAUGAUGUCCUAUCCAGUAUGUGCAUCAGGGAUAGCCAGUGUUUUGCCUAUGACCUAUGACAAAUGUUCUUAAUGUUCAUGGUAAUGUUGUCAUAUGGUGUACAAGACCUCUUAAGUUAAAGUUACAGAAAAGAUGUAGGAAGAUGUUUUUUUAUCGUUCCUAUGUCUGGUGAAACCAAGGCAGCAAUUGUUCUCCGUUAAGGAAUCUCCCAAUUCAUCUCGAUAUUUUUAUCCAUAGACGGGCAUUACUUACAAAUUUUUGUGUGUUCAAGGACAAAAUGUGUACAUAUUUGCUUAAAUAGAUGCGAUUACUCUCAUGUGUGGGGAAAGCAUUUUUUGGGGAAUUCUAAUCUUGUGCGAGAUAAAGCUUUUGGGUAUGCACAUAUGAAGUACCAGGUUUAAUACAGAAAACAUUUGCUGAGCAGCAUCAUACUUUUAUAUACCCACCAUUUUUAUUUACACCAAAAUAUUGCAUUCUUUGUAUGUAACAGUGUGACAAAGACAUUUUCCUUGCAUGUACAUUUUUAUAGAAUAUUAUAUUUGUAAGUCAUUUUAAUCAUUUAUAUCUGUAUUUUCUCUCCAAGUGAUUAAUUUUCAUUUUCCCUUCUUUUUUUCUUUCACUUUGAUUUCACACAAGGGUUGUGUUAUUUUUUGUGUGGGUUUUCCCCCCCUUCCAUUCAUGAUGUAAAACUCUGAAAAUUACAAUGAGUCUUUAACUUUUGAAUACAGUAUACCUAUUGGAGAUGUAUUUCAUCUUGAGAUUAUCAAGUUGGUGUUUCUCUUGAAACCGCCCAUCGAGUCCUGUAACUGCAAUUUAAAAAAAAACAAAAAAACACUUUAAUUGUAAUGUUUGUUUCAUGUACCAUUAUUAUUUAUUUGAUGCAAUGAAACUGGAUGAUUUUGGUUACUUGCAAAGUAAAGACAUAUCAAGCUGUAAAUUUUUAAUCAGGUAUGUAUAUGUAUUGUAUGGUUAAUAGUAAUAGUUUUAUAGUGAUUGCUAGACCAGAAAUACUAUUGUGAUUAACUUAUGUUAGUGCAGUGAUGAAUGUCUAGAGAAUCUCAUUUUCACUAAAAUAGAGGAUAUUAUUCCAGUUUGUAGAGACAUAUUCUUGAUACACAUUUUCCUGUAUUGUUGUGACUUCUGAAGUUAUUGUUUUGGUUGUAAAGCAUGGGCUUGAUUUUUUCACAUGUAGGUGAUUUUACAUGGAUUAGUUAAGACCAAGGUACUGGGGACAAGUCCAAGUAGAAACCUCUUGCGUGUAUAUAUUUUGUAAUCGUAAUGAUACUCCUUGCUUACACAAGCUUUUUUUUUAAUAUGUCAAUUGAAGAUGGGAUGUAUUAUGGUGUUGCAUUUGUGUUUGUCCGUUAAUUUUUUCGUAUCCGGUUCAUAACUUACUAUAUGUAAAUACUAAGAGACCUAGAAUAAUCAACCUUAAUACAUACAGCUGAUACAUCUUGUGUAGAAGGAGGGUCCCACUUUAAUGUGAGGUCACUUUGACCUUUGAUUAAUAUGAUAUGGCAAAACCUUGUUCGAUUUAUAACAAAUAUUACUUGGCCUAGAGUCAUCAAACUUGGUCAAUUAAUGCCUCUUAAGUCUACUGGUAGGUGUGUCACACCGUACAUCAAGGUCUCUUUGACCUUUAAUUAAAAUGAUAAGGUCAUUUGUGUCAUAGCCCUUUUUGGGCUCAUGUGUAUUUGAGUCCUUGAGUCAAUAAACUUUGUCAAUUGGUGCAUCUGUAGAGAACUGUAAAUUGCAGCUUAAAAUCAAGUAGUUAUUAACACUUUUUAAAAAAAAUUGCAAGGGUUUAAAAAAAGUCGAAAAACACUUUUUUCAUAAAAUUUAGUCUCCAUACGAGCGAAAAAUUCUCGAGAGGGACAUUAAACAAUAUACAAUCAAAAGAUCUAGCUACAUAUCAGUUAAUAAUAUGUAUAUGGUGUGACCGUUGAGACGAGCGAAGACGCAUGACAUCUUACAACAUGACUUUAGGCAUUUCAUUUAAUGCGGGAAAUAUAAUGCUGUUGAUGUGAACAGUGCAUUGUGACGCCAUCAUUAGCUGCAAUAUUUUUUUCUUUCAAACCAUUCAUUUGUCCACAAUAAAAUGUACGAAGGUAUGGGAAAGUUUGUUUGGAAUUUAAAAUCAUUUGUGGUAGAUCUACUUUCCAAACUAUUUGUUUUAUCUAUGGGGUUGUCAAUAAAGUAUACCACAAUGACGGCGACAUUUUUCAGGGGGCAUUAUGGGUAGUCCCCAUCAUUUUUCAGCUGAUGAAGAGCAAACCACAUGACUUAAUUGCGUUAUCAUUGGAGCGAGCUCGUCGCUUUGCGAAGCGAGCUUUGCUCGCUAUAAAUAAUAAACAAUAUACAGUCGAACUUUCUUAUCUGGAUUGAGAAAAAACUUAUUCGAGAUAUCGAAUGUAAAAUACUUAACAAGUGGUUGGGACUUCAUAUUGCUUCAACAUAUCCAUGGUAUUCGAGAUAUCAGUGUUAUAGAUAUCUAAGUCCAGCUGAUUAUAUAAAUAAAAAUUUUGUUUCCAACAAUGAUAUAUAUAUACACACACACACACACACACGUACGUACAACAAAAUUUGCAAAGCCUCGACAAGCACAUCACACAAUGGGUAUAAUUCCAAUUUUCUUGUGGGAAUAAUGAUCUAAGCCAUAGUAUUUCUAGGAGUUCAUUUAGACAUACAAAGAUCAUUUUGAUUAUGACCAAAUUGUGUCUGUCCAUUUGAAGAUUCCAUUUGUCCCUUGGGAAUAAUGAUGUAGGCUGUAAUUCACUUGGACAUGCAAAGGGCUUUUUAAUAAGAGCUAAUAAUUGCAUAUGUCAAUUAUAAAUUAAAGGGUAUAAUGUUAGAUAUUGUACAACUCAAAAUUGUAAAGUAGUUCAUACCAUGUGAAUGAAAUCUUAAAUACAUGCAUAUGAUAAAAGGACAUGCUUUGAAAUAUAGUUAUUUUAACAAUUUAAAGAGAUAAUAUUGUCAAUUGUUGUUCCAGGGUUGGCAUGAUCUUGUACCAUGCAUACUCGUCUGUUUAUGAUUAAUAAAAUGACCGGCAUUAUCAUGUGCUAUUUCAGUGCACAUUAUUUUCUAUUGAGUUUUCACUUGUUUAAAACAGUGCUUUUUUGCAUGUUAUUGUUCAUGGGACAUUCAGGGUAUAAAAGAAAAUGGUUUAGACAAUUUUGGCCCAUGUUUGUUGUACGCUUUUAAAUUUAUGUUGUCUCCAAUAAGCUUAAGGUUUUAAUUAGCUAACAUUUUGGAAUUUUAAUUUAUAUAUGCUUUUGGUAGUUAACCAUAUACAAUAAUAAACAAUUCUUAUUAUUAA
Ostrea edulis (European flat oyster) is the source of this 5324-nucleotide messenger RNA. RefSeq names its product lamin-B1-like. Lineage: Eukaryota; Metazoa; Mollusca; Bivalvia; Ostreida; Ostreidae. The record is from RefSeq and is a predicted model, not a curated record. The transcript is spliced from 11 exons. Bases 181 to 1956 code for a protein of 591 amino acids.